ACUGGUGUGGAGGUUAGUUUGUUUUUGCCAUUUAGAUCCAAAACAUCAGGUAAGAUCGUUUGCGAGUGCGAGUGUUCUGCACGUUGGCCCCAGAGACUUGUGAGCUGCAACUCCGAGCUCUAAAACGCAAAACUGCCCAGAAUAAGGCAGAGCCGGCGGCGCACUCUUCGGUUUCUCAUCAAAUCGUAUAAACUAUUAGGGACAUGUUUGCCUACAUUCUGGCAUCAUUGUUAAUAUGGUUUCUGUGCUGGUGGAUACGAGACAGACUUAAGCUUGAAAAGUUCUCAGACAAGUACGUGUUCAUCACUGGGUGUGACACUGGUUUUGGAAAUCUGGCUGCGAAGGCCUUUGAUAAAAUUGGAUUCUGGGUAUUUGCUGGGUGCCUAACAGAGGAAGGAGCUCAAGGCUUGACAAAAGAAACUUCAAGCAGAUUGAAAACAAUCCUGCUGGAUAUCACAAAGUCAGACAGUAUUGAAAAUGCAGUGAACCAAAUCAAACAGGAGGUGGGAAACAGAGGUCUUUGGGGCUUGGUAAACAAUGCUGGGAUAGUUGGUACACUUUGCCCCACGGAUUGGUUAAGAAUUGAACAUUUCAGAAGACCUAUUGAAGUUAAUUUAUUGGGACCUAUAGAAGUAACAUUAAAAUUGCUGCCACUGAUUAAAAAAGCCAGAGGAAGAAUUGUGAAUAUAAGUGUUCUUGGUCGAUUAGCUUUGAGUGGUGGAGGAUACUAUAUAUCAAAGUUUGGGAAUAGAAGCUUUCAUGAUAGCUUAAGGCGUGAUAUGAAGAGCUUUGGAAUAAAAGUUGCUUGUAUUGAACCUGGGACUUUUGAAACCAGAAUGACCAACUGUGAUGUACAUCGUCAUGAAAAGAAAUGCCUCUGGGAUAACCUCCCAUCUGAUGUGAGAAAACAAUAUGGAGAAGAUUAUUUAAUACAAUCAGACAUCAGACGGGAGAAAGCAGUGAAAAUAUUGUCAAGUACAGACCUUUCCCUGGUGGUGUGGUGUAUGGAACAUGCUCUGACAGCUAAGUACCCAAGGACUCGGUACAGUGCAGGCAUUGAUGCAAAACUACUAUGGAUUCCUAUGACAUAUUUGCCAACAUUUAUAGCAGAUUAUCUGCUAACUGUGGAUACAAUAAUUGAUCCAAAUGCUGUGUAAAGGAGUCUCACUCCAUCUUCAGUAUGAAUGUCAUUUUAGUAGAAGCAUUUAUACAAGAAGGACCCUAAGCAAAUUGCACACAAUUUGAGAUGUAUUUGUCUGCUGCAGGAACACAAGUGUUUAUGCCAUUGUUAUUGUAUUGUUGGACUUUAUUCAUGUGUGAAUAAAGAAUCUGUUCUCAAAAGGAAGUAAAUCACUGUUAGUACAGGAUGGUUUACAUCUGGAUUGUUUGAUGAAGAAAGAAAUAUUUGCAUUUAUAUAACAUCUUUCAUGUCAUCCCAUGGAUAGCACUACCAAUGAUACUGUAGUGCAGCAGCAUCAUCAUACAUUUUUAUGCUCAAGUUGCUGGAGUAGGACUUGGACCCACAUCCUUCUGACUCAGGUGAAAGAGAUGCUCCACAGAGCUGAAGCGGGCUGUGUAAAUGUGGCUGAUAAAGGCACAGAGCAGAACAUUUUAAUCAGACCUCAAAGAAAUUUCCCAACUACCAAAGGCUGUUAGAGCUGAAAUGGACAGAAUAGCCUGAAUUACCUCUUGCUUGUUGCAAAGUUUUAUGAUAGCAUGAUUCUUUCAAAUGAAAGGAAUAAUUAUUUUGCACCAAUCUAAAGCAACAUUUGAACUCGUGUUGCUUAUAUCAUGAUGGGAAUAAAGGGAAUCCAAUUUUUCUCUCUCCAAUUUGUAUGGAUACUCCCGAUCUCUAAUUAGUUUCCCAGUGUAUUACUCCAGCAGAACUGUAUAAGGAUACUACUUUCAUUGAUAAAUUCUCUCUUCCUGUUCUUGCAUCUACCUUGUAAAAUAGUUUCUAAAGUGACCUUAUACAUGGAAUGUGAUAAAAGUUGCUGCUCUUACAUGGGAUGCAAACAUCCCACAUGGAUUAAUGCAGCAUACGAGUUAUAUUCGAUUAGAAAAAUUAACACUUUAAUGGACCAUUUUACUCGUAAGAAUGGUUCUCUAGAUUCUGAUCAGGGUAACUUGAUUAUUGUACUUGCAAGUAAUAGUCGUACUUAAACAGUGAAAAAGGCAACUUUUUGAGAUCCUCAAAAUAUAUUUAGCUUAACAAAAUCAACUUAUCAACAAUUUGA
This is a messenger RNA of Pristis pectinata (smalltooth sawfish), 2237 nucleotides long. RefSeq names its product dehydrogenase/reductase SDR family member 9-like. Lineage: Eukaryota; Metazoa; Chordata; Chondrichthyes; Rhinopristiformes; Pristidae. The record is from RefSeq and is a predicted model, not a curated record.